This is a messenger RNA of Gavialis gangeticus (Gharial), 3565 nucleotides long. RefSeq names its product RAD51 associated protein 2 (gene RAD51AP2). The record is from RefSeq and is a predicted model, not a curated record. Bases 27 to 3269 code for a protein of 1080 amino acids. Lineage: Eukaryota; Metazoa; Chordata; Crocodylia; Gavialidae. The transcript is spliced from 3 exons.
AAAACAUUAAAAAUCAAACAUAUGUAAUGCAACGUGAAAAGGUUUACUGUUCCCAAAACAUCUCUGAGGCUGAGAAAGAAAAGUUGCAAAAUGAUAACAGUGCUGUGAAUGCUUCUUCUGUUCAUUCAAAAUGUAAUGAAUGUAACCAUCAAUCUAUCAAUAACCAAGUUCCUGGGUCUUUAGCAGUGGAUGUGAAAAAAAUGCGUUUGCCUAAUUUCAGGUACAAUGGUGAUAAUGUUGAGUGUGAUUUAAUGUUUGCUGAAAAUAAUUUUGAGGGGAAAAAACUUAAAAAUUCAGAUAGUAGUGAAGAGCAAGAACGAAACAACCUAAGAAUUCAUACAUACAUUGGCUCUGGAAAAUCUCAAAACAAAAGAUGUAGCAAUUCUAUUAAUAUUUUGAAAUGCACCUUGGGAAAAGUCAGUUGUAAGAAUGUGGAGAUAUUUAAUAUACAAAAUACAACUAUUCCAUUGAUAACAGAAGUACUAAGGAAAGAAGUUUUAAGCAUAAAUUAUGAUAUGGACUAUUCUAAUUAUAAUAUGAAUGUAGAAUUAAUACUUGCUUCAGCAAAAAUAAUUGACAUCAAACCACACUUAACUACACAUGUUGCAACUGCAGGUAAUUGCCCUUAUCAUCCUGGGCAGGAUUUCCUGUAUUCAAGAGACAUUUGCAAUGUAUUGACUGGAAAAAAAUUAUCAGAACGAAAAAUCUGUUUUCAUGACAUGUUACUUAGAGGUUUCAAAGCAUGGCCUUCAUAUAAAGAUGUGCACAAAUAUAAAGAGGUUGACAUUAUCAUAAGCUGCUUUCUUUUGUAUGAAAUUUUAAAGUCAAAAGAACAACACAUCAUUUUAGAGGUAAUACCAAGUAUUUGUAAUAACAGUAACAAUAGUGAUACACAGAUUAAUUUGCAAGCUAAGCUUUUGGAAUAUAAAAAUGUGACAACAAUAACAAAUUGUGCUUCUUUUUUUGGUAUUAUAAGUGGUUUACAUCCAACUGAAGAAAAAUGUACACGAGUGGAAAAAUAUGCUUUAUAUUGCAGAAAACAAAUACAAUUUAACAUGUCCUUGAAUAAUAGUUGGACCAAAAACACACAAUCUCAGCAAAUUUACAAAACUUAUCCAAGCAUAUGCAAAGAAAAUAUAAACUGUACAUUAAUGAAAAGCAUAAUUUAUGAAUUGCAUCACAACGUGCGUUUCUCUAGAACUGUAGCUAAAAAGGAGGAUUCCUAUGUUCUAACUACAGAAGCUUGGUUUCAUAAACAGCAAAGAAAAUCACCUAAAGAAAGAUGUGUUACACAAUACUGUCUUUUAACCAGUGAGGAUAUAGAAAUACACAAUACUGUUUCAAUGUUUAAUAAUGAAGGGAAAGAUAUGAGCCUGGUUUUGCCAGCUGACAAUUUUGAUAGCUUUUGCUUGUGGAAAACAUUUCGGUGUAAUACCAACAAAAUACAGGAUCCGACGAAAAUAAAAUUUAGACUGAAUUAUUUACCUGCUGUUUCACAAAUAAAAAUUGAGAAGUUAACUAGGAAAUGUUCAAAUUUGCAUAAGCCAGUGGUUACAUUAAAACAGAAGAAGAAAAAGAAACAAAUCAAAAUGUACAACAGUAGCGAUUUUAUUAUGGAAAAGUUGAAAACUUUGCAUUUUAUUUUGAGUGAAAAUAAAAAAUCCAAAACCAGGGUACUCAGAAAUAGAAUAAGCUUUACAAAUGAAGCUAGAGAUUUUUUUCCAAAAUUUCUGAGAACAACUAAAAAAGUAAGCAUUGAAAAAAAAGACUAUUGCAACUGUAGAGAAUUGCCAAGAAAUUGCUGUAAGCUUGCUAAUCAAAAAUGUACUUCUUUUAUUUUUGACAAAUAUGAAAAAAUUCCUCUUAGUACUGAUUCUGAGGAAUUAGACCAGAUUCAAUUUACAAAACAUGUUAAGUCUAACAAUGAAAUUUGCAUUGAAGAGAGAAAAGUCUCCAGUUUAACAAAUAUGUAUUAUGUCCCUGAUAAAUUAAAUGAUGUUCUUCUCCCUGGAUUGCCACCAACAAUGGUAGCAACAUGUAGUUCUCUGUUACAACAAAGCAGUCAAAGAAACAAAAUGGAAUAUACAAAAGAUAUAGAUCCCCAUAUCUACUAUUUAGACAAUAAAUAUAAAUAUGUAAAUUUCCCUGCUAGUGGUAUCAAUUUUGGAAACAUCAGUUUUUCAGGUGAUAGACAAUGUGACACCUCUGCAUUCCACAGUGGUCCUCUUCCAGGUGAGGAUAAAAUGAAAAAAUCUGGAGAGAGUCAAUGCAGGAUUUCCCUGAGUCAAGAUACAAAAAUCCAGUAUGAAGAAAUUAACAGUAUUGUACAAUACCCAGCUGUAACAAAUUCUACAGUAUCUGAUAACAACUUAUACUCUAAAACUCAGGGGGAGGAAAUGACAACAUUUUCUCUAUAUGAAGACAUUCAGACAGACAGUAAUUUUGGCACAUUCAAUUCAGAGCCAAUGACUAUGACACAAAAUCUUGAAUAUUUAAAUGAGGAGGGAGAAAUAAGUGCAAAGCAAAAUUACAUAACUCAGAAAAAUCAAAAACAGACUGAAAUGAAUGGAAAUACAGCAAUUGGCUUAAUUUUGUCACAUUCAGAGGAUGAAUCUGAAAUAUGCCAUGCUUCAGUAGAAAAAUUAAAAACACAUUUUUCUAUAAAGAACAACGGAUGCUUGGAAGAUGUAGAUGAUUCAAAAAUAAAAAAUAUAACUGACUUUGAACUGAAGAGCAAAUAUGAUUUAGUGUUAGAAGAGCUUUGUGUAUUUCAUGAAAUUAGUAAAGAAAAUGAAAAGAAUAUAUCCAAAGUAGAAACAAACAAACAAGGACAUUCUUUUGAAUUAAAUAAUUCUGAGGAGAUGGAAGAACAUUUUAAAAGCAUUUCUCAAAAGAAAGUAUGCAUUUCCUCUCCAGUCUGUGCUAUUAUAGCAGGGGAAAAUGUAAAUAAGCAAAACCAAAGUUCACUGAAGGAAAAAAUAGCUAGAAAUGGAGGGCAGGAAGAGCAUGAAUCUUGUUCUUCAGAUAUGCCAGAUGAAGAAUUGCUUUACACACCUGACGAAGCUUGUAAAAAGGUGCACCCAUGGAAUCCUGCUUUUUCAUCUCAUUGGUUUAUUAAGGAAGAAAAUUUCAGUUUACAGAAACAAAGAGGAUAUUAUUUGCCACAUGAAAUUGUACGAGUUCACCCUCUUAAAACAUGCAACGGCCCUAUCAGGAUUGGGCUUUCAAGAAAAGCUAAGACCAGACAACUUCAUCCAUAUCUGAAAUAAAUUUGCAGAUUAUUUUACCAACGCUGUACUAGAGUACAGAAAAUUGUACUAGAACACUAUGGAUUACUUUGCCUGAGAAUUGCUGAAAUAUUUUUAGGUUGUUAAAGUGGAUAGUUAACUGUUUCUUUAAUUUUAACAUAUUAACACUGCUGUACCAUUUGGUGAUUUAUUUAGAUAUGCUUUUGUGACUACUCAGCAACAGAGAGAUUUUUGAUGAAUAUUUAUAAGUAAAAAUAGUAAUGGGAAAAUAAGAAACUAUUGAAGUUUAUGUAACAUUUUAAAAACUGAUGCAUGUA